Messenger RNA from Limanda limanda (common dab), 2726 nucleotides. RefSeq names its product extended synaptotagmin-like protein 3 (gene esyt3). The transcript has 23 exons. The record is from RefSeq and is a predicted model, not a curated record. Gene Ontology annotation, biological process: lipid transport. Bases 1 to 2532 code for a protein of 843 amino acids. Lineage: Eukaryota; Metazoa; Chordata; Actinopteri; Pleuronectiformes; Pleuronectidae. Gene Ontology annotation, molecular function: lipid binding.
AUGGCCUCGGCCGGCGACCCAACGCCGGCGGGCGGCCCGGGCAGCGCAGAGAAGCUCAGCCCGUCCGCGGUCAACCGCAUCCUCAUGGAGGUGCUCGCACACUUCGGCCGGGCCAUGGUCGUCUUCUACCCGGUGUACCUGACCGGCUACCUGGGCCUCAGCAUCAGCUGGGUGCUGCUGUGCCUGGUGAUGGCCACCUGGUGGAAGAAGAACCGCCAGCGGAAGGACGCGCGCUUCGGAACCGCCAUCGAGUUCGUGGACAACGAGACCCACGUGAUCAACAAGGAGCUGCUGGGUGGUCUGCAGAUGGCAACAUGGGUCCAUUUCAAGGAUGUUGAGAAAGUGGACUGGGUUAACAAGGUGUUGGACCAGGCCUGGCCUUUCUUUGGGAUGUACAUGGAGAAGCUCCUGAAAGAGAACAUCCAGCCGGCUGUCAGGCUCUCCAACCCCGCGCUCAGAAUGUUCUCUUUCACUAAAGUCCACUUUGGACACAAACCUCUCAGGAUCACUGGGAUUCAAGCCUACACCCAUGAAGUGGAUCAGAGGGAGGUGGUUCUGGACAUGAACGUAAGCUAUGACGGCGAUGUGGACAUCGACACUGUGGUGAAGCCGCCCGUCACAGCCGGCGUCAAAGGCCUUAAGCUCGAGGGGAUGCUGAGGGUCAUUCUGGAGCCUCUCAUUGGUGAAGCACCACUAGUGGGAGGAGUCACCUUCUUUUUCAUCCGCCGCCCGACCCUACAAAUCAACUGGACGGGUAUGACCAACUUCCUGGACAGUCCUGCCUUCAGUUCGUUGUCUGAGGAAACCAUCGUGGACAUCAUCGCCUCGCUCAUGGUGCUGCCGAAUCGCAUGUGCAUUCCUCUCAUAGACCAGGUCAAAGUGGACCAGAUGAGGUUCCCACUACCCCGAGGCGUGGUGAGGGUCCACCUGCUGGAGGCCAGAGACCUGGUGGCGAAGGACACGUACAUGUUGGGUUUAGUCAAAGGCAAAUCAGACCCCUACGCCACGCUCCGAGUCGGCAACAGUCAUUUCAAAAGCGAGACCAUCAAAGAGAAUUUGAACCCAACAUGGAAUGAAAUGUUUGAGUUUGUUGUCCAUGAGGCGCCGGGGCAGGAGCUGGAGCUGGAGGUGUUUGAUGAGGACACAGACAAAGAUGAUCGCCUCGGAGUGUACAACCUUGAUUUUGGACAAGUGAAGAAGGAGAAGGAAAUGGAUCAGUGGUUUCCUCUGGAGGGCGUCGAGAAUGGAGAAGUUCAUCUCAGGCUCCAGUGGUUUUCACUUGGCACUGACCUCAGCCUGCUCAGUGAGUCUGCAGAUGGCAGUGCCUGCGCGAUGCUCGCGGUGUACCUGGACAACGCCUCCAACCUGCCUAAAGACCAAAGUGAGUUCACCGACAAUCAAAAGCACGGGAAGCACUCGAAGGAAGCUCGGCUCACCAGGAGAACUCCCGAUCCCAACUCCUUUGUGGAAUUUUCCGUUGAUAAGGAAGUUCAGAAAAGCAAGGUUGUGUUUGCGUCCAAAGACCCAGUGUGGGAGGAGGGCUUCACCUUCUUUGUGCACAAUGUGAAAACACAGCAGCUUUCUUUGCAGGUGAAGGAGCCUGAGAAGAAGACUCCGCUUGGCGUCCUGAACCUGCCCCUGACUCGCCUCCUCCACACCGCAGAGAUGAGUCUGGACCAGCGCUUCGUGCUGGAGCGCUCUGGAGCAAACAGCCAGAUUAAGCUGAAGGCCACUCUCAGGGUUCUUACUAAGGACAUGCCUCCACCCAAGAUUAUCCCCAGUCCUCCCCCACAAGUCAAUCAACAAAAUGCACAGGCCAACCAAGGGGGUGUGGCCUCUGCCUCCGCCGCUGCCUCCUCCGCUCCAGGAGUUUCCAACAACAGCAAUCCUGCCGCCAAAGCUUCAUCUUCCAACCAAGCAGCUGAUUCCCCGAGGGUCCCCAACGAAGAUUAUUUUGCUCACCGCCGCGGCUCCACAGCCAACGAAGCUGUGCGGCCGCCACCCACCCCGUCGAACAUGCGCCGGUACGACUCCCACAGCCUGCUGUCGGAGAACUCCAUCUCCUCGUCGCGUUUCGACAUCUCGGACGGGGCCUCGUAUCCAGAGGCGCUAAGGACACAUCAGGGUUCAUUUGGGGAGAUCCACCUGACUGUGCGCUAUGCCUCCCUGAGGAACAAACUCAUCGUCCUGGUUAAUGCUUGCAGGAACCUGUUCCCCUGCAGUGAGAGCGGCACAGACUCGUAUGUCCGCCUGUAUUUUCUCCCUGACCAAACCUGGAGACACCGCAAGACGACACAUGUCAAGAGGAAGACAGUCAAUCCCGUCUUCAAUGACAAGUUUGAAUUCGACGUGCCACUUCCGGAGGCGCAAACGCGGAAGUUGGACGUGUCGGUGAAAAACAACAAAAUGUUCCACACACGGAAGAGAAAGGACAUCGGCAUGGUAUUAAUAGAUCUUUCCCAAAUAGACCUGGUCAAAGGCACCACAGAAUGGUACGAGCUGUCCCUGCCUGGGCUGAAGAGACCCAGCUGAAGGGUGGAACCACAACACAGACCAAUCUGAAUAUUCCUCUGUCUUCCUUAUCACCACUGCUCAGAUGAAGGUUCUCCAAAUGCAGCACCACCGUCCGUCUCAGAUACUGGACAUGCUCGGUAUUUACAUGUCAAAGUCUGUAUAGUCACAGGCACGCACUGUAUAUUUGUAAUAUUCCAAGCUCCAAACCUACU